Messenger RNA from Hippoglossus stenolepis (Pacific halibut), 6853 nucleotides. It is a transcript of the gene plekhh3, whose product is annotated as pleckstrin homology, MyTH4 and FERM domain containing H3. Bases 2660 to 4798 code for a protein of 712 amino acids. Lineage: Eukaryota; Metazoa; Chordata; Actinopteri; Pleuronectiformes; Pleuronectidae. Gene Ontology annotation, biological process: signal transduction. Gene Ontology annotation, cellular component: cytoskeleton. The record is from RefSeq and is a predicted model, not a curated record. The transcript is spliced from 12 exons.
GGCUGCUGGACAGCUGUUGAGAUCCGAAGCCCCCACAUCAACAGUGCAGUUGCUCUGAGCUGAAUAGCAUGUUGUUUUUCAGGAGAGUGAUAGGAAAGAUAGUAUCGGUUCAACCAUGUGAUGCAGAUGUUGAUUGAUAAAAACGUGAACACACUAGAAGACAAGAAACAAAGAUUGUCCAGCUGUAUAUGAUUCUUCCCCCAGAGAUAAACUCGCUGAAUGCUCGAUUUAUCUCCUCAUAAUUACAAGUUUCUUCUUAUUUAACAUGUUGCAACAAUGUGAAAAUAUUAGAACAUGAAAGAAAUGAAGAAGAAAGACAUCUCAUGGCAACAAUAAGAGUUGGUUAUCAUGAGCAGACUUUUUGUAGAGACAGCUUUACUGCUGGGGUCUCCAGCCCGUCUCCUGAUUUUGGACAUUAGCCGGGCUUUUUUGGACACAAUGCACAUAUUGACUCUGCCAAAGCAACACUUAAAUUGAAGGUCAGGCUAGUUUGUGUUGCUAAAGGUCAAACCUUGGGUUUGGACCUGUGCUUUUGUCCUCUUGUAAUACCCUGUGCUUCCUCCGUGCGUGACCUAAAAGGGGCAUUGAAGUUGAUUUAUAAAGUUUUUCAAGGUAAAGACGGAAGGAUUGUUCAGUUAGGGGCAGGAAAACAGAUUUCUGUCUGUGCUGGUAUUAUGGCUAAGAUGUCCACAUGACUUAGAAAUCUGCAGACAUGAGAACCAAGGUUGAUUUUUCAGCGAGAUUAUUCUUCCAAGAUGUUGGUGUACUUUAUAACCUCUUCCACUUACUGUAGAGUUAAGUCACUGCUCUUGGUUACAGCAGUUGUUUAUAAGUUUAAAUUUGUCCUUGUUGUAAUAUUAGUUUAACCUAAACCUAGAUUAAGAAACGACGCGUGUUGACAUUUCGGAUGCAUUGAACAUAAACACAGCUGCCGUGUACACAAGCCUAUAUUCUCAGAUGGAGGCGUAGGUUUUUCUUUCGUUCUAAUCCUUGUCCUGUUUGGGCUGCACACAGACUAACUCUGCCCGUCUGCGUGUAUGUCUCUGUUAUGUAGCAGGGGAUAUUAACAACCUCAAAUGCGAGACGUCCUCACAUGUCUGUGUUUAUUUUAAUGCCUUUUAAGUGGAGCCUGUGGAUGCACGGGCUCUCAGAGGUCCUCGCAGGCUGCUGCUGUAGCAAGCAAGCAGGCUUAGUAACACAGCAUGACUGGGUAUAAUGUGACAGGAUCAUGAUUGUCCUCCUCUCACUCUUGCUUUUGGGUGAUGAGUUUAUAUACACAUACCGAAAAACUAGAAUGGCAUUAGAGCGCAAAUAUCCGACAAGGCAGAAUAGUCACAUUAAAUUUAAUCAAACUGCAUCGAAUUGCACAUUCUCAUGGAUAUCAGUCUCCUAAAUAUGCCUGAUUUGCCCUUUUAGUAUCCAUGAAUUAUUUCCUGGGAAAUCAAUGAAAAUGUCAAAACAUGUUAAAGAAAGUAAUAAUAAUAAAAAGAUCCUGGAUCCGCCCCCUGAUUUGUAUAAGCACCAACAAGUUCUUCCCUAACCCAUACUGCAUCCUUCCACCAAGUUUCUGGAAAUUUCAUUGUGUAGUUAUCACGUAAUCUUUCUUACAAACAGUCGAGCAACAAACAAACAGACAGGGGUGAAAAGAAAAAGGACCCACCAGAUAGACAGAGCUUCUCUAGCUUACAUUAUAGAGGGCAAUCAAUUUGAAUCUAAAAUUAUGUUUGAUAACAGGAUAAAAUUGUAUAAAUGAGAGGUAAUGUCCCAUGGAUCCACUUUAUAUGCCAUUGUGUGGACAGGAUCAGGUCAGUCAAAAGACAGGAAAUGGCCUCUGCAGUCGUGUAAGCUGAGUCAAAGCAGAUAAGGCUAUAUUCAGACUCAUUGAUUAUUACCGCCUUCCGUGAGGAGGAACAUUCCAAGCAUUAUCAGAUCAAUAAUGACAUAAAUCAGCCGGGGAGCGAGUAGGUAACCAGAGGCCAGAUAUCAGGGAGGGAGGGCUUGGCUCAUUUCCUGAGCAGUGAUCCCAGAAGGAGGAGGAGGACAGGAAGGAAGGAGGGGUUUGUCACUUGUACCUAACAAAGCUUGUUAGACCCAGGAAAUAGAGAAAAUAAACGAGCAAUUAGGCAAAUAAAUGAGGAGAGAUAAAACCUCCAAACAAUCGUAGAGACUGGAAAUGGACCUUGGCCUGAGAUAACAACGCCCACAGCAUGGCCCCCGGCCAGAUGCUGAGGGAGGUAGCUGCAAACGUGAUGGUGAGGCAUUAAAUGGGGAACGACAGAGCAAGCGGUGCAGUAGAUUUACAGAUGUUUUUGAUGUUUAUGGUUUAACUAUGCAAGGCUGUGACCCCUUGAACCUUCUGCCUCCCUCUGACCGGCGUGAGCUGUCUGGCUGGGAAUCAGGCCGGCGUCGCUCUGUCACGUUUAUUUUCAGUCGCCCGCUCGGCUCGCCGGCUGGAGUGAUAAAAGAGAGACGAGCUGUCCACAGUGGCGCGGUAUGCAUCAGUGUGUGUGUGUGUGUGUGUGUGUAAGCGUUCUUGCGUGCUGCUAGGGAGGGAAAGUGGGAGAACGCUGGAGGACGGAUAUUCGUGGCACUUCUUCCAUUCCACCCCCUCCUGCGUGACUCCCCCCAACUGCACACCGUGUCAGAGGCGUCUGAAGAGAUGAAGAGCCUGAUCAUUGACAAGAAUAAGAUGGGCCUGGAGGAAGAGCCUGAGCUGCUGGUCAAAGGGUGGCUGUUGCGGGAGGUGCGAGGAAACUGGAUCAAGCAGCGUCGGUACUGGUUUGUGCUGAGCCAGGACUCACUCGACUACUACACCGGCCCAGAGAAAGGAGCGCGCAGACUGGGCACGCUGGUCCUCACCAGCCUCUGCUCCGUCAUCUGGCCCGACAAGCAGACCUACAAGGAAACAGGCUACUGGAGCAUCACAGUAUAUGGGCGGAAGCACUGCUACAGGCUAUACACCAAGCAUUUCAAUGAGGCUGUGCACUGGGCAUGUGCCGUCCAGAAAAUCAUUGAUACCAAAGCACCGGUGGAAACGCCAACACAGCUCCUGAUCCGAGACAUCGAGGAGAAUAAGUUCAACCCCGAGGUUGUGGAGCACAUCUACCAGCACAACCCCAUCCUGAAGUACACCCAGGGCCCCCUGUACGCCCCUCUGCUUCCUUUCCCCUAUGGCAGCCUGGAGCACACAUACCACAGUGGGAAAGGUUACGGCUCGGUGCGUGAGGAGGCCGUGAAGCUCUUCAACUGCCUGCAGCAGCUGGAGUCGGCACGGGAGCCGGUCCCCAUUAUCCAGGGCGUGCUGCAGACCUGCCUGGACCUGCGGACACUCCGGGACGAGGUCUACUGCCAGCUAGUGAAGCAAACGAGCUACACGCCUGCCCCGUACACUGCCGCACACCUCCGCUACUGGCAGCUCCUCACCUGCAUGAGCUGCACCUUCCUGCCCGGGCCCACGGUGCUCAAGUAUCUGCGGUUCCACCUCAAGAGGAUUCAGAGCCAAAGUCCUGAGUCUGAGAUGGAUAAUUACGCGUCAUUCAUCAGCGAGGCUCUGGAGAAGACCAAGUGUCGGGAGUGUGUGCCAUCCUGGGAGGAGAUCCAAAUGCUGAUGAGCAGACAGGAGAUGCUGUGCACUGUGCACUAUCCUGGCCCGGGAUGCUGCCAGCUCUACAUCAGCUCACACACCACUGCCAAUGAGGUGGUACGAAGGAUGCAGGAGAAGCUCGGCCUGCAAGAGAGCAAAAACACGUUUGCACUGUAUGAGCAGAAUGCACUGUGGGAGCAGCCGGUUGCAAGCGGCGCUCUGAUCGCAGACAUCCUGACCAGCUUCUUCACCAAAGAGUCCGAGUCCAAGUCCCAGUGGAAGCUGUGUUUCAAGCUCUACUGCCUGUUGGAUGCUGACAGCAUAUCGGCGGACAGCAUCGAGUAUCUCUUCCUCUUUGAGCAGUGCCAUGAGAUGGUCGUUCGCGGCCAGCUGCCGGCCUGUGAGGAGGACCUGCAGGCCUUAGCGUCCCUGAGGCUCCAGUGCCUGAUGGGUGACUUCGGCACGCACGCCCCCUGCCCACCUCUGGACGAGCUCUUCCCAGGCGACAUGCUGGAAGCUCGCGUCCUCAUGUCCCUCUCUUCCCCGCAAGCCCUGCCGCCUUGUCUGGUGGCGGCUCAGGGGUGCCCGACGACGCAGCGCUUCCCCACAGGCCUCCUGGCGGGGACGCUGUGGAGCCACACGGCCACGGCAGCGCACAAGCAGAAGGUGGAGCAGGACAUGCGCCUGCUGAGCCGGUUGAAGGAGGAGGCAGCGGCCGUCAUGGGGUCCAUCUUGGAGCGUUGGAAAGGUCUGGCCGGCUACAACCGCCGGGACAGUAUGGCCGCCUACCUCACAAUUGCACGCCAGUGGUCGGGCUUUGGAUGCACUCUGUAUGAAGUGGACUUUUAUAUUAGUUCGACGGGGAGUUUUUCCCAGAAGCUGUGGCUGGGCGUUGCUGCUACAUCCGUGUCUCUGUACCGGCAGGGAGAAGCAGAGGCCCUGGAGUCCUUCCCUUAUGGCCAGAUCUGCUCCUACGGUGUAUCUGACAGCAACACCUUCAAGAUCACAGCCGGGGAUCGGGAUCUGCUAUUUGAAACCACCAAGCUGACUGAGAUCAUGCAGCUGAUGAACGCAUAUUUCAGUGCCAUCCGUCGCCAGCGAGGGAAAGGGGAGGAUGCGGACAUCUCCAAAGCAGAAAGCAAGGACGUGGGCUUCCAUCACCUGGCGUCGAUGCAGACGCCCACCCUCCUGGAGCUGCCCUCACACCCCGUCUGAGAGGGACCCACACCCAGACGACCCCACCCCACCCCCCAACUCCCACCGUCCUCCUCCACGUGGCCCCCUAGGAGGCCCAGACCCGGUCCUCAGGACCCCGCGCCUCCUCCACUGGGAACCGCACGGCAGCCAAAACAAAGAGAGGGCUGUUUUCGCUCCCCAUCCGUGAAAAUAAACCCUUGCUGAGCUUUCCAGCUGAAGGGGCCGGCCAAUGGAGGAGGGAGGGUGAAGGAACGGCAAAGCACGGGAAGGCGAGGGGGGUUGUGUUUUGCGAGCGAGGCCUAGAAAACCCAAAGAAACCAGUGCGGUUGCUGAUGAGGUGUCACGCGUACCCCCCCCCUACACACACACCCACCCCAUCCUGUCACGCAACCACCUCUUAUACCCCACAUGGCAACACCCCCCUCCCCCAACCCAACCUCGACAAUGUGAGACGUUAGUUGCUACGUCAGGGAGAGACAGCAAGAGUUUGGACUUGUGGUAACAAUUAGCUGUGGUACUCCCCCUCACGAAGUUAUGGCUCGAACUGUGCCAUAUUUGUGUUAACUUUCCUAGAAGGCAGUCCUUCCCCCCCGUGCGCCGCUGAACCAGUGUUGAAAACGUUCAGUGACAAACCCUCCCCGUCUCUGGCUCUCACUCCCUCACCCACACAGACUCACUUUCUCACGUGCCUGUACGCCGACAUGUUCAUCAGAGACAGUUAGUUUUCAUAAGAUCCCAGCCGGGCUUGCAUUACCUGGAACUGUUGAUGCGGUGAGCCAUGUGAACUUGGAACUAGAAACAGAUGUUGAACUCUGUAGCCAAGUCAUUUUGGCCGCCGGGUCCAUUUAGAGACUCUCACCGAUGAGAUUUUCAGUUGCGAGUGUAUUUGAUUAAGAAGCUUCUUCCCUGGACGUCACGUUCGGGAUCUGGGAUAGUUGAUUCACAGAAACCAAAGCAUUUUGGAGCUGUUUGGUUGUUGUUUUGUUUUUUUGUUUCCACCAAAUGCUCUGAUGUGUCCUUUGUCGUGCUGCUCGUCUUGGCUGUAAUCCUCGACACCGAACUUGGUUAACACUUGACUGAUUGGAUCAAUCUUAGCUUGUGUCAGUUACUAUUCUAAUGCAGCUGUGCUCUGCUGACAAUAACAGGUGCUUCACUGUUUAUUAUUGUUAUUUUUGACAAUGUAUUAAUCAUUGAAGACAUUGAACCCAGACCACACAGAAAGGCCCCAUUCAGAGCUGUGGAUCAUUUCAUAUUUAUCACGCAGUGCCCCCAUCUGUCCCCUGCUAUUUAAACAGAAACCUUCUAAUCAUGCCAUAGGUGCUUUUGUAGUAUUAUUUAUGUGCUAUUUUUUUUUUUUACUGUCUUUUAUGUCUUAAAUGCAGACCCAGGUGCAUUUUGAUAUUGGGUUUGCUUUAACCGAUCAGAGCCAUGAAUGCCUUUGGUUCUGCUCCAUAUGAUCAGAUGUGUAACUCCUGUGUAGCUCCUUUGUGUUCACUGUUUUAGUGUUUUUGUUUCACCAAGGCAUGAGUUUGAGCAUGGACCAAAGAUAUUUUUAAUAAGCUUUUAUAACAUUUAAUAAUCCCAAAGCAGACAAAUCCCCCUUUCGAUAUUUUUUUUUACACCUGAAUAUCUUAGAAUAUUAAGCCCUCCUGUUGUAUACACCUUUAUAUUACUGUAGAUAACCAUUUAGGAAUCCUGAGAACAAUAAUUGGCUUUGUAAAGAUGAUUUUUUACAGAACUGUCUGCAAAACAACCCCAUGCGAUAACCAGCGUCAAAACAAAGAGUUCUCAAUAUGGACGACCUUGAUGAGUCAUAGCACUAUCUCUGUGCUUCUUUUUUACUGCAGCUGCAGGCAGCUCUGAGCUACAUGUAUGAAAAGGAAAAGGAAAAAAAAAAAUCAAACUGCGGAUGUUGUUGCUUUAUAUUACGCUUGUUUGUACGCUGCACGGUACCUUUUUAUGUAAUGUGUGUAUAGUUAAUUGCACUAUUGUUUGUUUUUAACCAACUUGGAAGUGCAAUAAAAACUAUAAAUACUGUAUGUAAUUAAUAAAAAACAGCACCAUUUUACCAUA